Lathyrus oleraceus (garden pea) is the source of this 591-nucleotide messenger RNA. RefSeq lists its product as uncharacterized. NCBI's taxonomy places the organism in Eukaryota, Viridiplantae, Streptophyta, Magnoliopsida, Fabales, Fabaceae. The record is from RefSeq and is a predicted model, not a curated record. Gene Ontology annotation, biological process: proteolysis. Gene Ontology annotation, molecular function: aspartic-type endopeptidase activity. Bases 1 to 591 code for a protein of 196 amino acids. The transcript has a single exon.
AUGACACUUACUGCAAAGUGUAGUGCCCUCGUUAAAAAUAACAUGCACCCUAAGUUAAAGGACCCAGGUAGUUUUUCCAUACCUUGUGUAAUCAGAAAAUUUGUAAUAGACAAAGCUCUUUGUGACCUAGGAGCUAGUGUCAGUUUAAUGCCCCUUUCGAUUUGUGAAAAACUCAAAUUAGGCGAACUAAGACCCACGAGAAUGUCUCUCCAACUAGAUGAUCGCUCUAUUAAAUUUCCUGUAGGUAUGCUAGAAAACAUUCCCAUAGGAAUUGGUCAAUUUUACAUUCCCACGAACUUUAUAAUAAUGGACAUAAAGGAAGAUUCAACCAUUUCAAUCAUAUUAGGAAGACCCUUUUUUGCCACUGUUGGUGACAUUAUUGAUGUGAAACGAGGAAAACUAAUCUUCGAGGUCGGUGAGGAGAAAAUCAAAUUCAUUCUUUCACAAUUCCUAAAUGAACCUGCUAUAGACGAUACUUUCUAUUUCAUAAACAUCAUCGAUGAAUGUGUAAAGGAAAUGGAGAUGGAACCACCUAAGGAUACUGAAGUCCUAAAAAUUCCAGCACCUCAUAUAUUAGAAGAUGACGAAUAG